Mobula hypostoma (lesser devil ray) is the source of this 1488-nucleotide messenger RNA. RefSeq names its product ring finger protein, transmembrane 2 (gene rnft2). Gene Ontology annotation, biological process: positive regulation of ERAD pathway. Bases 139 to 1488 code for a protein of 449 amino acids. Lineage: Eukaryota; Metazoa; Chordata; Chondrichthyes; Myliobatiformes; Myliobatidae. Gene Ontology annotation, molecular function: ubiquitin protein ligase activity. The record is from RefSeq and is a predicted model, not a curated record. The transcript is spliced from 10 exons.
UCGGGGGUCUUAAUGUUCAGCUGUGUGGUGAACAAUGCAACUAAAACAUAGCAACCCUCUUCAUAUCCUACAACAACCCAAAGUGAUCAGCAUAGAAUAUUAUUACUUUUACAGGGCGUCACCGCUCAUGCUGUGAAAAUGUAUUUUUUUUUCCAAUUUACGACGGACUGGAAGAAGAUGCAGAGAAGGCAUAGUAGUAAUGCGGAUAACAUUCCACCAGAGAGAUCAAGGAGUCAGACAGUUGGUUCAGAGAACAGUGUGGAUGAGAAUGGUGUUUUUGAAGGGCUCAAACCUGAAAGCCCAUCCCCUCAGCAAAUGUUUUCUGGUUUGACAAGCCUGCAGUCAGGCCCAAUCAAUGCCGCGUCAUUCCAGUCCGGCCUAGUUCUGGGGUCUUCACUCAGCGCCUCAGUUGGAACUGGAGAUGUCUUUAUUCAGAUGACCCCACAAGAGGAGGGAGGCAUUCGCACAGAGAACAUGCAGAACCAUCACCGCCAUCGGCAUCAUCACUACCACCACAGCCACCAUCGUUCAUCCUUGUUGCAUGUUUCUGGUGAUCGCCAUGGAAAUAUGGAAGAUGGCGGUGAUGACCCGGGAACGCCCGCCCCAGCACUGUCAGAGCUCAAGGCUGCAAUUGCCUGGCUUCAAAAGGGCCUUCCCUUUAUCUUGAUAUUACUGGCAAAAGUUUGCUUUCAACAUAAACUUGGAAUUGCUGUGUGCAUUGGAAUGGCUAGUACUUUUGCUUAUGCAAAUUUAACGGUUAAACACCAAGUUUCAUUAAGAGAAAAAAGAUCGGUACUUACAAACCUCUGGAUAUUGGUUUUCCUCACAGGGAACACAUUGUUUUUGUAUUAUACCUUCAGUGCUCAAGAGCUUUAUAAGAGCUUGAUAUUUCUGAAGACUAGUGUGGAAAGCAUGGAUUUCUUUGAUUUGCUUUGGAUUGCAGGAAUCACAGACUUUGUCCUGAAGUACAUCACAAUUGGUUUCAAGUGUUUGAUCCUCAUUCUGCCCAGAAUUAUCUUAGCUUUCAAGUCGAGGGGAUCUCUUUACCUUCUAAUAGAGGAAGUGAGCCAGUUGUUGAGGUCCCUGAUUCCUAUUCAACUAUGGUACAAAUGCAUCAUGGAGGGACAGUCAUCCAAUAGUUAUUUAUUGGAAGGCGUGCUCAUUGUUCUGUAUAGUCUUUGCAAGUUCUUGGAUGUCUGUGGUCGAAUAGGUGGUUUGCGAAAGGCUUUGAAGAUCUUGUGUAAAUCACAGAGCUGUGGUGUGCGAGCUACUAGCCAGCAAUGCAGCGAAGCUGGGGAUAUCUGUCCGAUCUGUCAGGCAGAAUUUCGAGAACCUGUGAUGCUGAUUUGCCAGCACGUCUUCUGCGACGAAUGCGCCUGCCUGUGGUUCGACCGGGAGAGGAGCUGUCCAUUGUGCCGAACCUCUGUCACCGAAACCGUCCGCUGUUGGAAGGACGGGACCACUUCAGCGCACUUCCAGGUGUAUUGA